Messenger RNA from Hippocampus zosterae (dwarf seahorse), 12625 nucleotides. RefSeq names its product protein kinase, DNA-activated, catalytic subunit (gene prkdc). Lineage: Eukaryota; Metazoa; Chordata; Actinopteri; Syngnathiformes; Syngnathidae. The transcript has 86 exons. Gene Ontology annotation, molecular function: DNA-dependent protein kinase activity; protein binding. Gene Ontology annotation, cellular component: nucleus. Bases 123 to 12389 code for a protein of 4088 amino acids. Gene Ontology annotation, biological process: immunoglobulin V(D)J recombination; double-strand break repair via nonhomologous end joining; intrinsic apoptotic signaling pathway in response to DNA damage. The record is from RefSeq and is a predicted model, not a curated record.
CUUCCGGGCACGAGAUUUAAUGCAUUGUGUGCAGUACCUUCAGAUCACUGACUGGUUGCACACCGAUUAUAACGUAGCGAAGCGACAGUUGUAAUGUUUGCAAAUGUUACCUUAGGUCAGCGAUGUCUCUUCCGCAAAGCAGCGCCGCUGGAGGGAUUCACGGGCUCCUUUUGAAACUUCACGAAUCACUCGCAGACGACGAUCCCGGUCGUGCGUCUCUGAAUUGUCAAGACCUAGUGGGAGACUUGGGGCAGACGUGCAUGCUAACACCCAGCGACAAUGAACUGGCCUUACAGACAUCAUUGCUGUUUUCGAAAGACUAUGGGCUGCUCAUCUUCCUCAAGAAAUCUUUACCACGAGAUGAGCUCCGGGAAGCCAGGGUUAAGACGUUGUGUUUUUUGGCGACGUUUUUGGACAAGCUUUCUCCAAAGGUCAAAGGGUGGGAGAAGACAUACGCAAUUGACAUAAGAGAUACAUGUAUGGUGGUGUAUGCAAAGGAAAAAACUGCCAAAUGUAGGAGUGCAGUGCUGGAGCUGCUUGUUAAGGUUCUUCUCACAACAAAAGCUUCCACUGUGGCAGCGGAAUUGAGAAUUGGUGAAAUAUUCACCAAAUUUUACAGUGAACUUUAUCAAAAGAACAAACUUCCAGAUUCGGUCCUCGGCAUCAUCUAUGAAUUGCUGGGAGUUGUUGCCGAGGUUCACCCCAGUGAGAUGGCCAACUACUCGGACAAACUCUUCAAAGCCUAUCGAGGGGAGCUUAAAGAACAGAUGACUUCAACAACAAGGGAGCCCAAACUCAUUGUAGUUGCUGGAUGCUUGAGAGGAAUCACUUCGCUCAUGGUUAACUUCACGAACGCAACGGAGGAAGACCCGGAAACCUCCAACGAAAUUUUUCAAUACGCUCUAAAAGCAAUUAGUCCACAGAUGGAAAUGAGUCGGUAUGCCGUCACUUUCGCUGGACUUAGAUUGUUCACCCGGCACGCGCCCCAGUUCAGCAGCGGCCUCAUAGCCCACUACAGGGAGGUGUUUGAUGCCAUGUCCAAGCUCUGUGGUCACUUCAACCAUGAAAUGAAGAAGACCAGUUACUAUGCACUUGAAGCCUUCCUGAAGCAGGUUUCGCUACUCGUGGCAGAAAACGUUGAGGAACACAAGGGCAAGUUGAAGUUCUUCAUGCAAAAGUUCUGCAACGUCAUUAAGACCAUGGAGUCCACCCACAAAGAACUCUCCAUCGCCAUACGAGGAUAUGGGUUGUUUGCAGCUCCGUGCAAGAAGGUCUGCCCGCAAGAUGUGGAACUGAUGUACACCGAGUUGAUUCAACGCUGUAAGCAGAUGUACCUGACUGAGUCUGAUGGGGAGGACGAAAGCUUCUACCAACUGCCCAGCUUCCUGGACUCUGUCGCGAGUGUCCUGAUUCACCUCGACAAGGUUCCGGAGGUGUACACUCCGCAACUGGAACGUCUGCUGGUGGUACAGAUUGACAGCUUCCCUCAGUACAGUGAAAAAAUGCAGAUCGCUUGUUGCAGAGCCAUCAUUAAAGUGCUGGUGGCCAUGGCCUCCAAAGGACCUGUACUGUGGAGUUUCAUUAGUUCUGUGGUGCACCAAGGAUUGAUUCGUGUUUGUUCUAAACCCAUGGUCACUGAGGCCGAAAUUUCUGAAAAUGAUUCCGAAGUUCGUGUUGGAAAGUGGAAACUUCCAUCGAGUAAGAACUAUCUUGCCCUGUACAGAGACCUCCUUGACUGCGAUCGGUUGAAGGAUUCUGGAUUUUUGGACGGAGCUUUUGAAAGUCAGAAUGCGGCUCUUGUGCCCUUGAGUCGCAUUCUCUAUGAUGAGCUGGUUAAAUCGCUUCUUCUGAUUAUCGAGAAAUUAGAUUUGUCAUUGCAAAAGGUCACACCAGGCGAGGAGGCUCCAGAAGAUGCGUCUCAUGUCGUGCCUUCUUCUGACCCGACGGCUCAUCUCUUGCCCAAUAAGAUGAAGGACUUCACUGCCUUUAUCAAUUUAGUCGACUUUUGCAGUGAGCUGUUGCUUUACAAGCAUGUCGAGUAUUUUCGGACUUGGAUGUACCCCUUCAGCCACAAACUUAUCCUGCAGUCAAUUCGAAACCCACUUGUCAGUGGUUUUUACAAGUUGCUCUCGGUCACCAUGAAAAUUGCCAAGAAAAUGAAAUAUUACCAGGGAGUUGGCCUUAGAAGCUCAGCUUCUACUCAGAGUGACAAAGUGCAAAGUGCUUGUUUUGCCCUCUUCUCAAAGUUUGGAAAAGAGGUCUGUGUGAGAAUGAAGCAGUACAAAGACGAACUGCUGGCAUCCUGCUUGACGUUUGUCCUCUCGCUGCACCACAACAUCGUCGCGGUGGACAUCAAGGUGUACUGUCUCGCUCUGGAGGCGGCUCUGAAAUUGGGCCUUAGUCACGUCCCUUUGGCGAAUGCGGCUCUAGAUGCUUUAGAGACCUGGUCCGGUCACAUCCCUCUGGAGACCAUGCAGCCCUGCUACAAACUCAUCCUCCCUCUCCUGGACGGCUACCUCAAAACCAGCGGCAAUGACAACAAAGAGGAUAGCGUGUGGGAGGUGAUGUCUUCUUUGUCCUCAAGAACCGACAUCGGAUACAGCCGAGUGAUGACAAGACUUCUGAAGAAAUCCAACCAGCUUGCCGUGGAGGAUGCCCCUCUGACCAUGGUGAGGCUCAGGGUGGUGAAGUUGCUUGGUCGCUUGGGCGGGAAGCUCAACAGAAACCUCAUAACUGUGGUCUCAUCGGAGGACAUGAUGAAGAAAUUUGUCGCCUGGGAUACUGAGAAGAGGCUCAGCUUUGCCGUGCCGUUCGCCGACAUGAAGCCAGUCAUCUACCUUGACCCUUUCCUGCCUCGGAUCAGUGAACUCGCUCUGUCCACAAGUGACAGACAAACCAAAGUUGCAGCUUGUGAGCUGCUCCACAGUUUGGUCCUCUACAUGGUUGGGAAAAGUGCUCAGAUGGUGGAAGGAGAGAACCGUUUACCACCCAUGUACAAGCUGCACAAAAGACUUUUUCCUGUGCUGUUGCGCCUGGCCUGUGAUGUUGAUCAGGUGACCAGGCAGCUCUUUGAACCACUGGUGAUGCAACUGAUCCACUGGUUUACUAACAACAAGAAAUUUGAGAGCCAAGACACAGUCGCUGUUCUUGAAGCUAUUCUGGAUGGUGUUGUUGACCCCAAAGACAGCACCCUCCGAGACUUUAGUGGGCGCUGCAUCGAAGAGUUUGUCAAAUGGUCAAUCAAACAAACCAGCCCCAAGCAGCAAGAGAAGAGCCCCACAAACAUGAAGUCACUGUUUAAGCGCAUCUACAGCUUGGCUCUCCACCCCAAUGGGUUCAAAAGGCUGGGCGCAGCUCUAGCUUUCAAUAGUAUCUACAGGCAAUUCAGGGAGGAAAAUUCCUUAGUGGAGCAGUUCAUCUUUGAAGUACUUGUUAUUUUUGUCGAGAGCCUGGCUCUUGCACACACAGAUGAGAGAUCAAUGGGUACAUUGCAGCAAUGUAGCAGCGCCAUUGAUCAUCUGAAACGAAUUAUCAAGUACAAGGCCCCUGCUCUGAAUCAGCACAAUGCUAAGAGGCGCGUCCCGAGGGGCUUUCCGGCUGAUGAAAAGCUGUGCCUGUCCAGUGUGGUUUUAUGGCUUCUGGGACAUUGUGGACGACCGCAGACCGAAUGUCGCCACAAAUGCUUGGAGCUCUUCUAUGAGUUUGUACCUCUCCUCCCAGGAAAGAAGUCUCCACCGCAAUGGCUGGAGGGGGUGCUAAAAGAUCACGGAAUGGCUUUCCUGGUCGCAAAAUUUGAAGGUGGAGGUCUGCUCUCCCAACCUACUCUCAGGAACUUGACGGGGCCUUUUAGCGUAAGAGCCACUCUGCAGUGGAUGGAUCUUCUGCUGGCUGCCCUCGACUGCUACAACACCUUCAUCGGUCUGCAUAUCAUCAGACCAAGUCACAUGCUGAAUUCCAAGGAGGAAUCACGCUUUCUUCAAGCGGUACGUUUCUUUUUGACUGAGCUUGCGACUCGAGACCUGAGCGCGGCGGAGAGCUGCUUCCAUCGCGGCCAGAAGAACGCUCACUUCAGUCCGAUCGAGGUGGAGCAGUACAACUACAGCAAAUGCACAAUCAUCGUACGCCUGCUGGAGUUUACUACCAUGGUCCUAGUCAAGGGGGGCCAGGACUUUUGCAAGCUUCUGGAAGAAGAUAUUUUCAGCUGCGUAUUUUUUGAGCUGACCGCCAUGGUGGUGCACGAGCCCGCCGCUGUGGGUUUCAACAUGGCAGAUGUGGAUAUAAUUAAGAACCUACCCGAAGUAUGCGUUCCGCUACUCAAAGCUCUGCUGGCCUCACCGUACCGCGCCCGUGUCGAAUGUAGCUUGAAGAAAAGAAUUUCACAUAAAAGUGUCGAGGCGCUGUGUGCCGUCAACUUUUUUCACUCCGGAGACCACGGCCAGUUAGAAAUGGUUCUGUCUUCGUGCAAGCAGAUCCACAAAGCUGGCUUCCUCCACUCCAUUUUGAAGAGCCAGGAUGCAGAUCCCGCCAAAUCGCUUCUGCUGACGGUGUAUAACGGAAUAACUCCCGGCGACAGGAAGUCGCUUCCAUCCUUGGACAUCAAUACCAAGAAGCUUGCCGAGGGCCUGCUUCAGCUUGCCUUCUCCAUCUCUCAAAUGGGUGAGCAGCUACUGGACAUCCUGCUGACUGGAAGUCGCUGCCAAAGCUUCCUGAGCUUCUCCCAUGCCGAGUACUUCUACAGCCUCUUCCCUACGGCCAUCAACACCGAACUGCUCCGAAACAUGAAUACCACAGUACCUCGUCUCAUGACGGCCUCCUCUCUCAACCCCAGCAUGGUUAGUGUGUUGCUGAACGGCAUGCUGGACCACAGUUUUCGAGAGCGUUCGUCUCGGAAGACUCAAGGAAAACAGCUGGUGGCGGAGGUGCUGCGAGGGUGGAGGAGCCUGCAGUCGUGGUGGGCAGGCCACGCUUCAAACGCGGAGAGCAAAACCGCCACGCUUUUGCUCCUCUCCAAACUCUUACAGAUCGACUCGUCCGUGUGCUCCGAUGUCAACCACGAGGGGUUUAAGCCGGUGUUUUCGACUUUUACCUUGCUCCUGGUCGACACAAGCCUGCCACUGAAUCUCAAGAGUCAAGCCCUGUUGGUGUUGCCAUUUUUUACAACUGUCCCAGAGGAGUCGCUGGCUGAGCUGCAGAAAGCGCUCGAGUGCCUAGUGGCCUCCCACUUUCCCAUGCAGUCGGAUGAGUUUGCAAAGGGCUCCCUUCACCGCAACAACUACAUGGACUGUAUUAGAAAGUUGCUGGAUGCGCUGGAGCUUUCUCAGAGCCCGCUUCUGCUCAAACUGCUUGCCGGAAUUCUGUGUCGAGACAGAAAGCACAUUAUGGAGGAGCAAUUUCAAACGUGCUUUCAAAGAAUUGCUCAACGACCAAGCAGUGAACGGCAGUUCCAGCUGCUGUGCGCGAUAUAUGGAGUGAUCCAACAGGGGGAUGUGCCGAGGAGCAGUGUGCUUCAGGCCAUGGUGGAAAGAGUUCUGUUGCCUCUGGCCUCGCACUGUAGCACAAAGACACUCAGAGACUUCUUUGUGGCAAAUGUCACGGACAUAAUGGCUUUGCUUUCCAGUCGCUUCACCAAGGCAAGCGAAUCAGCAUUCGAGCUGCAGUUGUCCAAGAAGAACGGCUGCUUCAAGCUGAUGGAGCUCCUGUAUUCUCGGCUUCCCAAAGAGGAAGUUUAUUCAAAGGAGUCGCGCAUCAAUUCGGCUUACUGCGGUACAGACAAAACUGAAGGGAACGAGCUCUCAAAGAAAUUGCUCAAGUCGUGUUUUGAAACGUUCACCGAGAACAUGGCCGGGGAGACGCAGCUCCUCGAGCUUCGGAGGCAGUACCGCUGCGCCGCGUACAACUGCGCCAUCGCUGCCGUCAGCUGUAGCUUCAGUGAGCCCAAAUUCUAUUAUGGCUUCCUCUUCAGUGACAAGCCCGAAAAGAACCAGUUAAUUUUGGAAAAUAUCAUUGACGUGGAAAGGACCUACAGUUUCCCAGUUGUCAUUGAGGUUCCGCUCGAGAGAAAGAAGAAAUAUACUCUGAUUCGAAAAGAAGUGGGCGAAGAGAAUGGAGAGGUACCAGUGUAUCUGUCCUCCCAGUCCUACAUGGCCGACAGCAGUCUGAGCGAGGAAAUGAGCCAGUUUGAUUUCUCCACCGGCGUGCAAAGCUUUUCCUACAGCUCCCAUAAGCCCGAAAGGGAGCGACGCCCCAAAGCAAAGACCAUAGAAGAAGCUCCUUAUUCGCCGACGGCAACAGUGGAUCUGGAAAUGGAUGAGCUCAACCAGCAUGAAUGUAUGGCGAGCAUGACGGCUCUCAUUGGUCACAUGCAAAGGAACAACAUCACUCCCAAAAUUGAGCAGGGAAACGUGCCCAGUGACCUUCCUCCAUGGAUGAAAUUUCUACAUGGGAAAUUAAUGAAUCCAGCCACAGCGCUCAAUAUCAGACUCUUCAUUUCAAAGCUAAUCAUCAACACAGAGGAGGUCUUCCGACCGUAUGCUAAACACUGGCUGGGGCCACUCCUGCAGCUUGUUGUAUCUGGAAGCAAUGGAGGAGAGGGUAUCCAUUUUAUGGUUGUGGAUAUUGUGGUGACGGUGUUAUCUUGGACAAGCGUAGCGAGACCCAAGGGGAACGUCAGGGAUGAAGUGCUCGCCAAUCGGCUGCUGGAGUUUCUUAUGAAGCAUAGCUUUCACUCAAGAAGGUCGGUGUUUCGCCAUAAUCUGGAGAUCAUCCGUACUCUGGUGGAGUGCUGGAAAGACUGUCUUUAUGUGCCUCACAGUCUGAUAUAUGAGCGCUUCUGCGGCACGGACCCAGAGAGUAAAGACAACUCUGUCGGACUUCAGUUGCUCGGAAUCGUCCUGGCCAACAACCUCCCUGCUUACGAUGCCUCCUGUGGAAUUCCGUACGAUAGGUACAUCAAGUCCCUCACCAACAACAUGACCUUUGUCCGGUAUAAGGACGUCUACUCAGCCGCCGCCGAGAUUAUCGGACUGAUCUUGAAGAACACGACUGACGAAGAAAACCAUCACCUGGAGCUUCUCCAUCUUGCUGCCAGUCAGGUCACGAGUCUGAAGAAAAGAGAGAUGAAUGACAAAUUCAUUAUUUGUGUGAACAAAGUGUCAAAGCACUUUCCUCCUUUUAUGGAUAGGUUUGUGAGUGCCGUGUUCUACCAGCUGCCCAAGAUGCACGGCAUCUUAAAAAUGAACUGUCUGGAGUGUGUGCUGAGUCGAGCUGAAGUCAUCCCGGACAUUUUUUUGCAGCUCAAGACCACAGGAUUCAUUCAGAUGAUGGGCCAUCGGGACGAAGCAACGCAGAGAGUGUGUCUCGAAAUCAUCCGCAAAAUUCUUCCCCGCCUGACUCCACCUCAACUUCAGGAGAUCCUCGGAGCCGUGACGUCGUUUGUCUCCCACCCGUCGCCGGUGUGCCGAGAGAGAAUGUACGACAUCCUCAUGUGGAUCCAGGACAACUACAGUGAUGACGAGAGCAUGACGGACAGCACCUCGCUGGACGUUUUGAAUACAGCGAAAGAGACACUACUUCAAGGCUUGUCCGAAGAGAACCAAGGCCUUCAGCUGUACGUUCGUAAUUUCUGGAGUCAGGAAAAGCGUCUCCCGAGCACAACGCUGGAGCGAAUGUUGACCGUGCUUCAUUCUUUGUACACCUGUCAAAUCGAGAGAUGUUUCUUAAGCCUGGCAACCAAUCUCCUGUUGGAAAUGACCAGUCAGAGUCCUGACUUCAAACGAAACAUAUUCGAGUACCCGCUCUCAGAGUGCACCUUCCAGGAUUAUUUGAUUGAUUCCAACUGGCGCUUCAGGAAUACAGUGAUGACUCCAAUGUUUGUUGAAACGCAAAGCUCUCAAGGCCCUGAGAGCCUGACACUUUCCCAAUCAGGAGCCAUGAAGGGAAAGCUUCGAGCAACUCAGACCUCACUUCAGUUUACCCAAACCCAAAUAGCCGGUCGACACACAACAUAUAACUGGCUGACUGGCAGCAGCGUCGACACGGUUGCCGAGUAUUCGGCAUCCGAGUCUCUGUCCUCCUUGAUGGUGUUUGAAAAGAAAGCGGCGAGGCAAAGUAUGGCGAGACGGCCGGUAGGGGAAAGCUUCGGACAAGGGCGCCUCGCUGCAUCGACGGACGAGGUGGACAGUCACGCGAAAGAAGAAAAUGAAAAACGUCAAAAAAUCCUUCAGUUGAGACGCAGAUUUCUCAAAGACCAGGAGGAAAGCCUCAUUUUUGCACAAAAAGAGGUUCAGAGACAAAAACGACUCAAGGAGCAAAAAGCUGAUCAGAGGCUGCGAAAAGAAGCUCAAGUGACUCUGUAUCGCAACUACAGAGUGGGCGACUUUCCAGACAUCCAAAUCCCGUACAGUAACCUCAUCGCCCCCCUUCAAGCCGUUGCACAGAGAGAUCCGAUCCUGGCCAAGCAGCUGUUCAGUUCACUCUUUAGCGGCAUCCUCCACGAAAUGGAAACUCAGAAACCAAGGCAGCAAGCAUUUGAAAUUAAAGAGGACCUUCGAUGCACAAUGAAUAAAUUCCUCGACAAGAGUACGCUCUGCUUCCCACCGUUCAUAGCAUGCGUGCAAGACAUGUGCUACCAACAUAAAGACCUGCUGCAUAUCGAUCCAGCGCUUAUCAGCUCCACAAGCCUCGCAAGUCUCCAGCAGCCAUCGGGCGUUCUGCUUUUGGAAGAAGGUCUGCUGCACAUUGGCGUCCAGGAUGAGCCUCCCACCAAAAGGUCACGGGGGCGCAAAGAAAUCCCCCCGGACACCCAGAAAUGGGUCCACCUCGCAAGGCUUUAUCGAGACUUGGAGGAUUAUGAUGUUGUCCGCGGAAUCUUUGCCGGUAAAGUCGGAACCAAGCCCAUCACCAGCGCUGCCCUUCGAGCCGAAGCCAGCACCGACUUUGCUGAAGCUGCUAAGCUUUACAAUGAGGCUCUGAACACGAAAGACUGGACUGAUGGCGAGCCCACAGGAUCUGAGAAGGACUUUUGGGAAAUAGCCGCAAUGGAGGCCUAUGGCCAUUUGACUGAUUGGAAAUCUCUUCAGUACUGUUCCACGUUUUACAUCGAUGAAAAUAGCCCCGCUAACCUCGACAACAUGUGGCUCGAGCCCCUCUACCAGGAAAUGUACCUGCCGCACAUGAUUCGAAGCAUGCUCAAGCUGCUGCAGUUGGGUGAGGGCGACCAAAGUCUUCUCAGCUUUAUGGACCAAGCAAUGAAGGUGGAGGAGCGCAAAAAGCUGCUGGAGAGCCGUUACAGCCGAGAGCUCAGCUUGCUCUACGUCCUGCAGGAGGACUACGACCGAGCUAAAUACUACAGCAACUCCGCCAUGCAGAUGUUCAUGGAGAGUUACUCAAGUGUGGAUACGCUGCUGACUCAAAGUCGCCUUACCAUCCUGCAGUCAGUGCAGGCCUUGACGGAAAUCCAGGACUUCCUGCAGUUCAUCAAAGGAGAAGUGUCUGUGACGUCCCUCAAGCGGCUCAUCGGUUCAUGGACCGAGCGAUAUCCCGACGCUAAAAUGGAUCCGGUGAACAUCUGGGACGAUAUAAUUACAUCCCGAUGUUUCUUCCUGGACAAAAUCAGGGAAAAACUUCAAAGCCAUGCUGACGAUGAUAGCAUGGAGGUGGAUGGCGCGGACGAGAGCGCAGAGGACCUAGUUAACAACUGCAAGUUCAACAUGAAGCUGCACAUGGCUGAUAGCGCAAGGAAGCAGAAUAACUUUUCGGUGGCCACCAAGUUGAUGAAGGAACUUCAAAAGGAUGCUAAAACAAACAGGAAAUGGUUGCGGCGCUGGGUCCACAGUUUUAGCCGCUACAGCCAGAAGCGGUGCCAAGCUCAGGGUCCUUUGGAGCAACUCAAUAUCAUGCUCAAAGCGGUCCCACUUUUGGAGGAGAUUGAGAUUGACUGCCGAAAUGCCCAACCUGAAGUGUACCGAGACCAAAAAAUCCUUCAAGGAACAUCUUUCCACAUCAUGGCUUUGGCUGUACGCAAAAGUCCUUCAGUCUUGGAAACGAUUGAAGCUGACAAAGCAGAAAGAAUCGUCCGACUUUCACAGAGCGCUUGGCCGCCGCGAGAUCUGAAGAAAGUGGAAGUGGGGCUGCAAUUGCGAGCGUUGACGCUAAUGUGCGAUGCCACCGAAAAGGCUGACGAGGAGCUGCAAACGCAUCAAGAGGAAGAAUGUGUGGAAACCGGCAGCAUUGUGGACACAUAUAUGUCUUUGGCUGAUUUCUGCGACAAACUGCUGCGUCAGGAGGAUCAGGGUGACACAAACAAUCAAUUCCCGGACCUGUUGACCCUUCCAAUCCAUGUUGUGAAAUGCAUGCUGAAAGCCCUGAAAAUGAACUCGGAGGAGGCUCGUCUCAAGUUCCCUCGACUCCUCCAGCUCAUCGAGUUGUAUCCAUCCGAGACGUUAGACCUCAUGACAAAUGAGAUGGAAUCGGUCCCUUGCUGGAUGCUGAUUGGUUGGAUCGGUCAGAUGGUGGCCCUUUUGGACAAGCCUCAAGCCGUGGCCGUGCAGCGCUGCAUUGAGCGGAUAGCGGAAAGCUACCCCCAAGCUCUGGUUUACGCGUUGAUGAUCAGCGGUGAAAGUUAUCACUUUGAAGACUCGGCCACUGGCCACCGACAGCGGGAAUUUGUCAACAGGCUAAAGAACAUGCUGGACAAGGGAGAAGCCGUGAAGACAUUUGUGGAUGCCCUGCAACAGCUCACAAAUCCCGAGAUGAUUUUUAGGGAUUGGUGGGAAAAUGUGAAAAACGAACUGGAAAAAAGUGACUUUGACCAGGAGAAAAUGGAGAACAUGUACAACGAGAUGCACUCUUCGCUCGGGGACAGCAAGAAAGAGGGUCACGGGAUGUUUCGCAAGAAAUUUAUCCAAAAAUUUGCCAAAGACGUGGAGAAUUUGCUGGGAAUAAAAGGCUGCAAGCUAUUUGCGAAGAGGAAAGACCUAAACUUUGUGCGUGGCGUGGAUCAGUUUGCGUCAUCUAUGCGGGGCUAUCAGAAGGAACCCGGGAACCUGAAGGAGUACUCGCCCUGGCUGAGUGCCUUUCAGGCCGACCCGUUCAGAAACCAGCUGGAGAUCCCCGGUCAGUACGAUGGCAGAUCCAAACCUUUGCCCGAGUAUCAUGCCAAGAUAACCGGCUUUGAUGAGAGGGUCAAGGUGAUGUCGUCCAUUCGCCGUCCCAAGCGUCUGAUCAUCCGCGGCGACGACGAGCGCGACCACCCUUUCCUGGUCAAAGGUGGCGAAGACCUCCGACAGGACCAGCGCAUCGAGCAGCUCUUUGCCGUCAUGAAUAUUUUGUUGAGUCGCGACGCCGCAUGCGCUCGCAGAGGCCUGCAGCUCCGCACCUACCAAGUCAUCCCCAUCAACACGAGAAUCGGACUCAUUGAAUGGAUGGAGAACACGUGCACCUUAAAGGAGUUUCUUGCAGCCGCUAUGACCGAGGAGGAGUCCCUCAGGGCAGCCAGAUGUGCUGACAUCUACAAUAAGUGGCUGUCCACCUUUUCUCCAAAAGCGGAAAAGUCUCCCGUAAAACCCUACGCUCUAGCUUACAUGAAAGCAAAACGCCCUGAGACCGUCAAUAACUUCUCCAAAGUGUUGCAGCAAGUGCCCGCUGAUCUCCUCAAGAGAGCUUUCCUAAAGAUGUGCAACAGUCCCGAGGCCUUUCUCUCACUGCGUUCCCACUUCAUCAGCUCUCACGCUUUACUGUGCGUCAGCCAUUGGGUGCUGGGCAUCGGCGACCGGCAUCUCUGCAACUUCAUGAUCAAUACGGAAACGGGAGGCAUGAUUGGCAUCGACUUCGGCCACGCGUUUGGCUCGGCCACACAGUUCCUCCCUGUGCCCGAGCUCAUGCCUUUCCGGUUGACGAGACAGUUUGUGAACCUGAUGCAACCCUUGAAGGAGUCCGGUUUGAUCCAGAGUGUGAUGGCGCACUCCCUCCGAGCAUACAGGAACGAGCCGGACCUGCUGCUUAACACCAUGGAUGUGUUCGUCAAGGAGCCGUCGUUGGACUGGAAGAACUUUGAAAUCAAGCAACUGAAGAAGGGAGGUACGUGGACAGAGAGCGUGGAUACCAAAGAAAUCAACUGGUACCCUUUGCAAAAGGUGAACUUUGCCAGACAAAAACUGGAGGGUACAAAUCCCGCCACCAUCACCAGUGAAGAGCUCAAGCUGGGCUUCGAGGGGCUUCCAGCCUUCCAGGGGAUGCAGUCGGUGGCCUUGGGGACGCCGGAGCACAACGUCCGCGCGAGGGAACCGUCGGCGGGUCUCUCCGUGGAGAAGCAGGUGGAAUGCCUACUCGACCAAGCCACGGACGCAAACGUGCUGGGGAGAACGUGGGCGGGCUGGGAGCCGUGGUUCUGAUGACGAACGGACGCAUUUAAUCGCAAACCGGUUUAGCGGGUGCGCUUUCUCCAAUUGCUCACGAAAAUAAAUGUGCCAGCAAGCAUGACUCUGCUUGCCCCCAAAAUUUUAAACUACACUUUAAGGAUCGACAUCAUGAAAUGAAACAAUUCACUGCCUUGCACUUCAUUUGAAGGAAAUUGUUUGCUGGAAUUGUUGAUGAUCAAUACAGAUGAACUACUGUUUGGAAAAAUUGA